This is a messenger RNA of Periophthalmus magnuspinnatus, 3387 nucleotides long. RefSeq names its product delta/notch-like EGF repeat containing (gene dner). The transcript is spliced from 13 exons. The record is from RefSeq and is a predicted model, not a curated record. Gene Ontology annotation, biological process: establishment or maintenance of epithelial cell apical/basal polarity; heterophilic cell-cell adhesion. Gene Ontology annotation, molecular function: calcium ion binding. Gene Ontology annotation, cellular component: plasma membrane; protein-containing complex. The coding region runs from base 124 to 2367 and encodes 747 amino acids. NCBI's taxonomy places the organism in Eukaryota, Metazoa, Chordata, Actinopteri, Gobiiformes, Gobiidae.
UACUCCUACACAGCUCCGGCUCAGCAUCCCCACUAACUGCCUUCUGUCCCUGCUACCAGAGAGAAGUGAGCGCCGGUGUGAAGAAAGACAGAUAAGAGCAGGCCUGGGCACACCUCCUUCAGGAUGACCACCACAGCUCCAUGCAUGCUCCUUGCAUUUUUCUUCUUGAGGAGCACUUUGGCUUCUCCGUUCCAGCUGGCUCCGGACACCCCUGCCCCUGCUGAACCUGCUCCCACCAGGCCCACCCCUCGCCCGGACCCGUGUGAGGGAGUGCCCUGCCUGAACCGAGGCUCCUGUUUGGCCCUUACCUCUGAUGGGCCACUACGGGACACCUGGGAGUACGCCUGCACCUGCCGGCCGGGGUACACCGGCCGCAACUGUGAGUUCUUCACAGACCCAUGUGCCAGCAGCCCCUGUCUCCAUGGCAACUGCAGCCAUAGCGACGGUGAUGCUGGGGAGCUGGCCUUCACCUGUGAGUGCAGCGAUGGAUACGAGGGAGUGAGGUGUGAUCAGAUCCUGCUGGACCUUCCGCCUGCCGAAUGGGAGCCGGCCACCCCCUCUGUGCCCGAGCCCGCCACCCCAGUCGCCCCGACAACCACAGCUGCCACUCAGCCGCCCCAGCCAACCACAGUGUCAUCCACCACAACGCCUGCCCCGCCCACUCUGCCUCCAUGGCAACCCAAGUCCGGACAGAGGCUGCUGGUGGUGCCCUGGGAGGCAGACAGGGUGACUGAGGGCCUACGCUGUUUAAGCCCUGAGCUGUGUGAGCUGACAUCUGGUACUCUCACUCUGGCUCUGGAGGUCCCUGAGGAAACAGCCGUCAAGGUGCUGGUGGGUGCUAGCGGAGCUCCGGUGCUGUGGCGGGUCAGUGAAGAAGGCUUCCUCCGCUCCUCCAUCGUGAAUGGCACCACCCUGACCUUCUUACAGGCUGAGGACGGACUGGUGCUGCCCGACUACCUGCUCCCACUAGGACAGAACUACUUCCUCAGUGUGGUGCGUGUCGGUGCCCCCACUGCCCCGGAGGUCACACUGCGUCUGAACUUGACAGUGAAGGCCAGCAGCUGUGUGGAGCCUGGGAGCAGCUUCAGUGAUCCACAGUGUUCUGGGAAAGGGAGAUGUAUCACACAGCCAUCUGAAAGCACUUUCUUCUGCGACUGCGACGACAGCUACACUGGGAUCUUCUGUGAGGAGUUUGACGCCUGCCACCAUAGACCCUGUCGCAACAACGGCACCUGCUCUGACGUGAGGCAGGGGGCACAAGGACGCAACUUCACCUGCUCCUGUCCGCCAGGUUUUGAAGGCGAGCGCUGUCAGCUUUUGGUGGAUCACUGCCUCUCCCAACCCUGCAAGAACGGAGCCACAUGUUUCAGCAGCUUGGCCGGACCUAGGUGCUACUGUUCCGAAGGGUACCAGGGUCCCACAUGUGAGCAGAAGGUGGAUCCCUGUGCCUCCAGCCCAUGCCACAACAAUGGGACAUGCUACCCCCAGGGCCCCGGGCCGCUGGGCUUUGGCUGCAGCUGUCCCGCCGGCUUCACAGGCCCCACAUGUGCUCAGCUGGUGGACUUCUGUGCCCUCAACCCCUGUGCCCAUGGAGUGUGCCGCAGUGUGGGUAACAGCUACCGGUGCCUCUGCAUCCCAGGCUACCAUGGUUUGUACUGUGAGGAGGAGUACAACGAGUGUCUCUCCGCCCCCUGCCAGAACUAUGCCACCUGCAGAGACCUCAUCAAUGCUUACGAAUGUGUCUGCACCUCUCAGUUUGAAGGCAGACACUGUGAGAUCUACAAAGACCCCUGUCUGAGGAUGCGCUGUCAGAAUGGUGGACACUGUGAGAGUACAGGGCUCAACGCGUCUUGUGUCUGUGCUCCCGGAUACCAUGGUGAAAAGUGUGAGAUCGACAUCAAUGAGUGUGAGAGCAACCCCUGUCACCAUGGCGGCUCCUGCAUUGACCAAUCAAACGGCUUCACCUGCCACUGUCCGCCCGGGUGGGUGGGGCCCAGCUGUGAGAUCCAUUUGCAGUGGAAGCCGGCGCACACUGAUGACACGCUGACCAACAUGCCACGUCAUUCCCUGUACAUCAUCAUUGGAGCUCUGUGUGUGGCAUUCGUCCUCAUGCUAAUCAUCCUCAUUGUGGGCAUCUGUCGCAUUAGCCGCAUCGAGUACCAGGGCUCCUCCCGACACGCCUACCAGGAGUUCUACAACUGUCGCAGCAUUGACAGCGAGUUCAGCAACGCCAUCGCCUCCAUACGCCACGCCAGAUUUGGCAAGAAGUCCCGGCCCGCCAUGUAUGAUGCUACCCCUAUUGCUUAUGAAGACUACUGUCCUGAGGACAAGCCUUUGGUUACUCUCAUUAAAACAAAGGAUUUGUAAGCAAACAACCAUGCCAACUUUUAGAAUUAACUACAUGCUGCAUACACCCAAACACACAUCUAGUAUAUAAAGCAUAGAAUUUCUUACAAAAAACAAAUAACAGCAAAACUGCGUGAAUGUAAAAUCAAAUAAAAAAGUAGUAGAUUGUAGUUUGAAGAGAUCAAAUCUGGAAUUUGAUACAUCUAUUUUCCUGUUUAAGGCUGUCUGUAGUGGUAGAAGCAAACUUGUCUUCAAUAAACAUCAAUAAUGAAUGGGCAACAUGAGCAGUAACUUAGAGAAGACUUUAGUCUGUCCAGCCCGUCUGUCCAUAUGGGUGAGGUUUAGACCAGUUUUUAGCCUACACUUGGCAGACACAGUGUUGUAGACAUAGGUGCACUCCUAUGAGGCACACAAUGUAUAUUUUCUAUAUUCAAAAACUGCAGUAGGUUGCCUUACAUUGUGCAUGGUUACAUUUGUUGUUCUGCUCAUUACUUAAAUCCUAUUUGUACUUCCGUUGUAUUGUAUGUUGGAUAAUAUUUUACAUUGCAGUAGUCAAGAUUGUGCCAAAUAUUUCUCUGGACCAUUUGUGGUUAUUUGAAUAUUAACUUGUAUUUAUUCAUAAUUAAGCUUUAUUUUAAAGUACAUGUUGUCCAAUUUGUUACAGUUAUCAAUGGUAAAUGAAUAGAAAAGAAAGUGUAGGCCUACAGAUUGUAUCGCUCUUUAUCAAUAAUAAUGGCAGAGCAAAUUGUGGUUUUGAUGUUCUUGCAAUGUGCCAAUACACUUUACAAUAAUACAAAUAAUAUUCUCUUGGAAGUGUGAGAAAUAGAGAUAAGAGGUAACAUUGACCGCACCAGUGUAUACUCUAUGUGCUUUUGUGUCAAUGGAAACUUUCAGUGUGCCGCGGUGUUGUUCUCCUCAAGGUUAAGCUGUGAUUUAAUAAGCCCAGCUAAUCUCCUUGUUUUCCCUCUCAUUUUAAUACAGAAUUCACAUGCUUAUCUAUUCCCACUAUUGAAUGAUGUAAACAAUAAAAACUGAAGUGAC